Amphiprion ocellaris (clown anemonefish) is the source of this 7018-nucleotide messenger RNA. RefSeq names its product ATPase family AAA domain containing 5b (gene atad5b). NCBI's taxonomy places the organism in Eukaryota, Metazoa, Chordata, Actinopteri, Pomacentridae. Gene Ontology annotation, cellular component: nucleus. The transcript is spliced from 14 exons. Gene Ontology annotation, molecular function: DNA binding; ATP hydrolysis activity; ATP binding. The record is from RefSeq and is a predicted model, not a curated record. Bases 1724 to 5131 code for a protein of 1135 amino acids.
AGCACAAAGUGUAUUUGAUAGAAAAAAAUAUCCCUGCUGAGGAUGUGAAGGUGCAUCAUCCCACUGGCUCAUAAUCAGAAGAAGGUUUCUGUACUGAAGGUCAGAUCUGUGUGUGUUUAAAAUGAAUGUCUGCAUUAGGUAUUAGAGAAUGUAAAUUAGUUUCUAACCAGAUUUUUCGAUUUAUCUGCCUGUGCUAGGUUGGAAUUCACAUGCAAUGUGCAGAGCUUGCAAACAUCCAGUGUCUCCAGAGAGAAGACUUUGCAGACAGAGAAAUACUUUUCACCAUUCUGCCCCUUCAAGUAUUUAUGAGUCUCAUUUAUUUCAAAAAACAGGCUAAUGAUAUCGCUUUGCUACUUAGUCUCAUUGCUGUAAAAUGUUUGGAAAUGAUCUCCAGACUGUUUUUCUCCAUCAGUUUUACUCCCGGUAUGAAAACAUUUUUAAGGUUGAUAUAACUCUGACCGAAAUGCCCUAGACUUUAAGUUAUUUGUGGAGAGUAUUUCAACCUGGCAUAAGUAAGUAGAGAGACCUGGUGGUCACUUGUUGGCUCUGUCCCUGAAGCGAUUUCUGUCUCAGGACAAUGGUCCAUCUUCCACAAUUUGGCUAUUAUGAACAAACCGAGGUGCAUCACUUGCACAGGUAAAACUGAUCUGUCAGAGUUCAGAUUAUUCUCAAACAUUAAAGAUCAGGAUCAAUACUAGGCUAGUUUAUACUUUGUUUUGCAGCUGAUGUGGGACGUCCCUUCACUUACAACCUCACAACGUACAGCACAACCAGUGAACCUUUAUAGUUAUGUGUGUAUAUGUUUAUAUAUAUUACUAUUGUCCUAACUAAGUGCUGGUUGGGGCAGUAAGAAGUUAACCUCUGAUUUGUACCUUCAUAACAAAAGCUAAGGGAAACUAAACUCAACUCACAGUCGCUAAUUCUCUGGUGUUUCAGCAUUUUAAUGAUGUAAAACCAUGUUAGAAAUUUUAGGUAAAACAUUUUGUCUGGUACUUGCUUUCAAAUGUGUGAAAUCUUUGCUCUAUUUCAGAAAAUUAUUAUUUUUUCAUUUAAAAAAAAAUUUCACUGGGCAGUAAAAUCUGAAAAUGACAGUAACAAAUGUCUAACACAGCUUUGCAUCAUUAAAAUGUGGAAAAAACUGAGAAUAGGUCCAGAUCUCUGGUCUCCGCUAACACAUGGCCAAGAAAGAUCCACAAGAGAAGGUUACAGAGUAAGAUCUAUCACUCCUCACUUUAUUUUGGGUGAAGACAAAUGUUGAGAGAAGUUGGAGGAACUGCUUUUAGAGAAAAUUCGUUUUCUGCUACCUUUAAUUUACACCGAUAAUAUUUAGAAAAAGGUGGCUCAGUAUAUCGGCUCACUUUCUAACCUGUUUUACGGUGGAUCCUGUCUUAGGUGCAUCGACUCUGUCUAUACAGUCUAUGGGUCUGUGUCAAUAUAGACGAUCUUUGGCUGCGACAAAACUUGUCGCACGUUUAAAACGUCACUCCAGAUCAGCUAAUAACGUACAUAAUGUAACAUGUAAGUAUUUGUGACUGUAGUGUAUUUUUUGUGGCGUUUGUUUUAAAAUGUAUUUACUUACCAAUAAACACGAUGAAAUAUUUCAGCGUUAAAGGAAAUUAACAUUUUUGGCCGAAAGCAAAUUAGCGUCGCACAAUUUGACGUGUUAACCAAGCGCCAAAUCUAAAAUGACACUAAACGGUCUUUGAGUUUACACACUCUAACAAUGCGAAACAAACUCAAACGAAGCAAAAACGUAAAGGACACAGGGAACCAAAGCAAAGCGCAAACCAGCGAGGUGAUAGUUUUAUCCGAGUCCACCUGCUCUGAUGGUGAAACAUCACCAAAUGCAGAAGACAAACGUGUCUCAAAUGCUGCUGCAGGCUUUUCUGAGCGACAGUUUAAACCACUACAGGAGGAGAGGGAAGCAUUAUCCGCAAAAGGCGCUAAAAUUGCACCAAUUUUCUUACGCAAAAGACAGCAGACCAAGAGCAAACGGAGCAGCGAUGGAGAGAAGACGCAGAAAUCAGUGCUGCCUCCUCAGAGUGAUGAUCUGCAAGUCUCUCAUCUGACAGGUAGAGACGACUCUGUUCUGUCCAGCUGGAGAGGACAGCUGUUACCUUCAGCUCUGCACAGCUGUCUGGAAGAAAUCCAAACGUCUAAUCCAGCAUUUCCAGUCAAGGCAGUGUUCAGGACUCUGCAGAAGAAAGCAAGCGAGGGACUGCAGGAGUGUGGAUCCACAGGGUGCUCCUCAUGUCCAAGCUCCGCACAGAGCUGUCUGAAAGAGAAGAGGAGACGGGAAACUGAAACCUCUGAGAGGACGCCCAAACGUCUGAGGUCUAAUUUCGCUGCAGAGGAUGCUGCUGGUAUCAGUCGCUGCCGUCUGUCAGCGCAGGAAGUCCAGGAAAAUAAAGUCCCUGCUGUACAGAAGCAGCCCAGGAGCAGCAGACUGAGUCGCACUCACAAACUGAAGCAGCAAACUGGGAGAACUGAAGCAAACCUGGUGACCAACUGUGAGCCGAACUCUGGAUGGACAAAUCACACAGGAUCAGACACCCAGUCUCUCAAAAGCUAUGAAAUGCUCCAGGGAGAUUCCUGCUUUGAGGAUGUGCUCUGGACAGAUAAGUACAGUCCUCAGGAUUCAAGUGAAGUUAUUGGUAAUUCUGCCUCAGUGAAGAGACUACACAGCUGGUUGAAGAAAUGGAAACUAAGAGCAGACCGUGAUGAGAGGAGAAAAGUGGAGGAAAGGAGGCGAGAAGAAAACAGUAAUGACUCGUGGGAUUGUGGAGACUUCCAGGGUGAGGCCGGGUCAGAGGAGCCACUGUGUAACACAAUGCUGAUCACAGGACCCUCAGGUGUGGGAAAGACUGCCUCGGUGUACGCCUGCGCUCAGGAGCUCGGCUUCAAGGUAUUCGAGGUGAACUGCUCGUCACAGCGCAGCGGCCGCCAUGUCCUGUCCCAGCUGCAGGAAGCUACCCAGUCCCACCUAGUGGAGAUGUCAGGGACAGACCCACUGAAACCAGCUUACUUCAACAACUACAGCACCAGCAGCUCCACUAAUAAACCGGAGACUUUACCAGGAAAACCAGCUCUUCAUAAAAAUCUCACCUCGACUCGAAAAAAGAAGGCAGCACAAAAUCUGGCCUCUUAUAGAUGCAAAGUAAAAGCCAAACCAGCCACAGUGACUUUGGUGCACUACUUUAAGAUGAAAACCAAAGCAAAUCGCUUACACUUGGGUGGCCUGUCGCCAUCUGAAAAACCAGACAGCAAGAAAGUGGGCGACUCAUCAUCUGGCUGUGAUCAAACAGCGCCGCAGAACAAAAAGACAGCAACAUCGCUCAUUCUGUUUGAAGAGGUUGAUGUCAUAUUUGACGAUGAUGUUGGUUUCCUUGCAGCCAUUAAAGCUUUCAUGACGACCACUAAAAGACCAGUCAUUCUGACCACCAAUGAUCCCACAUUUAAAGAGAGAUUUGACUGCAGCUUGGAGGAAAUCAUUUUCAAACCCCCAUCGGCAGUGAACGUUUGCACUUACCUGCAGCUGGUGUGUUUGGUUGAGAAAGUGCGACUGGAUUUGGAUGACGUUAGCAGCCUCCUAAGACUCAGCUGUGGUGACGUCAGACGCUGCCUGUUGCAGCUGCAGUUCUGGGUGUACAGUGGUGGAAGACGGACAUCUCGGAGUGGAAGCUUCCCCAAAGAACCUCUCUGUAUACAGUACUCAAAUGCUACUGAAGAAGGAAACCGUUUAGACUCCCAACUUCCUCCAUGCAAAACAGGCUGCUCUGCCAACAUGCUGGGUCUGUAUCCCGCAACCCCAAACUAUCUGCUGAACCUCCUAAAGGGUCCAUCCUGGUCUAAAGCGGCCAUGAACAAGCUCCUGAAUGUCCUCGCUGAGAGCUGGAGAAGAGCUGUGCCUCUCCUGUAUUCCAACCUGGAGCUUCUUCUGUCCAUAGGAGGAAAGGGAACUUUAGUCCACAACAUGGACGAGGUGAUUCUUUCUGGGCUGCAGAGUGAGCCGGCACCCUCUAACAGCAAUGUUUGCUUCCAGAAACAGAAUCAGAAUGUCAGCCCAAACGUGUCAGUGACCAGCAGCAAACCUGUCAGGAAUAUCUCCAGGCUGAGCAGAAGGAAAUGCAUCUCAUCAUCUUCCGAUCCGUCGUCCCACAAACCUCAGAUAACAUCAUCAUUAAAUGAAACCCCUCCAAGCUCGCCAAGUUCAAGUGACAAAACUGAACAAAAAGUGACAAGUGGCUGUUUAGAAGCGCUGACCGACUUCUUUGACCUCAUGUCGUACCUUGAUGCCACACUGCCGGCUGCAGAGAUGCUUGUUUCAGGCUCCUGCACACCUGAAGCGUUUAUCUGGACAGGAGCGGAGUUGAAGGACGGUUUGUUGGAUGAGAUGAGCGAGGAGGAGGGCUGGAGUUGGAGUCAGGAGAGGUUGUUGGACAUUCAGGCAGCUGUUGAAGGUUUGGGGUGUCGCAGGUAUUGGUGGAGAAUGUCUGAGGUGUGGACAGGAGCUCAAAAAGACAGACAGAAACUGGAGGACAAAAAGUGGGGAAGGCUGGUGGAGAGUCUCGCUUUCACUUCCUCAUCUCAAAGACGGAGUUUCAGUUUUAGUUUUCCAUCUCUGUGUGCAUCAAGCGUGUCCCAGAGGAGAUACAGACUGAGCAGGAUGGUGCUCAGCUCUAAAUCCUUCAGCCUGCUGGGGAACAGACAGGCUGUCAGCGUCGACUACAUGCCGGCGCUUCGAUCCAUCUGUCGCUCUCACAGAACAAGGCAACAACAAGGGGAGACAGUAAGGAAAGUUCAUCAGGGCUUAGCACGCCACUGGCGGCGAAGAAGAUUCACUGAGCAGCUCAUAAAAAGCUACAGCCUGAAGCAGGGCGUCGCAGAGCUCCUCUCCUCCUCUUCUGCUUCCCAUCUGGAAGGAAUUUCUAUGCUUAACCAGCAAAUCCUGGGGAAAGUUUAUCCUGGGAAGCUUCUGUGUCACAGAUUCAGUCAUCAGCUGUCGCACUGUCUGCGCCCCGCUGGUCCGAGACUCGCCCACCAUCAGUCCAAAGUGACGUCCGACAGCAGUCCUCAUCAUGUUGAGCACCCUGCAGAGGAAGGACGCAGUCAAGGAGGAAAUUUCUGGUAAUUUCGUGCAUAUUUCCUGAGUGUUCAGAAAAUGUACAGCUCAAAUCAAGCACAUUUGGACACACGUCACUAUUUUUACACAGUCUCCUGCUUGCAGUUAUUUUAGCGGAGUACAGGUAUUUCACAGACUUGUUGGAAUUCCUUCUACUUGUCGGUGUGAAAACAAAACAGCUGGGUAAGACAAACACAUGCUAUGUUUCAGUUAUUAUUUCCACGUCAUAUUCCAGUUUGCACCCGCUUCUUCUACUGGCACUCUAUGGCACAAGCUGCUUAUCUCAAAUUCUAAUAUUCCAUUGUCUGAGCAUCUAUUGACGUUAUAGAUGUAGUUGCAAAGCUGGAGGCACAUUUGGGUUUUAGGCAAAAAAAAAAGACUGUCCAACAACUUAGAGCUGCUGGAUAUGCUACAAAAAAGAGGCAGUCAAAGGUCAACUCAAAAUACAGGCUUAAAAUAAACAGAAUUGUUACAAUGUAUAUGCUUUUGUGGGUUGUUUUAGGGCAUUAUGAAGUUGAUAACAGUCUUUAUUGAUAUGAAAUCCAUUUUCCUACCUGGGAGGUAUGUUAGAAUCUUCUGGGGAGAUUUUGGGCUCCAGCAGAGCGAACAGCAUGGCCUCCACCGUCCUCAUAUGAGCCAUAACAGGGAACAGAGUUGUAUUCUGGACUGAGAUGGAGGACUUCUCUAUUAUGUAGAAGUCCGCCGAUGGGAGAAGUGCCACAACUGAAGAGACCUGUUGGCAGAAUAGAUUCAUUUAAAAUCUCAAGAAAGCUGGAUAUGAAUUUAGAUUCCACCCAAAUAUAUCAAAAUUAUAACACAAAGUGCUGUUAUAUACCUACAAGAAUGCUUCAUUUAAAAUGGUCUGAUAACUAUACUCACAUCAUACAAAUAAGCGGAAGCCAAGUAUGUUCCUUUCAAGAAAUUGUGACAAUCCUUCUGUCGCCACUCCAGCACAGUCAUUCCACGGUCAACGUGCGCCCAGGCGAUUUUAUUUGUCCCGCAUACUAUCGACACUAUGGAGCUGGCGUCCUGAAUGAGCAAACAGAAUCACAAAAAGUGACUGCAAUGCAUUGCCCUGCUUCUUAUUUUCACCCUUAACAUUGUGUUUGACAGCUGACAGGCAAUGAAAUUAACACUCAAUCUUUAACAGUACACUCAGAGGUCAGGAUGAGUCCUCCAUUAACAAAAGGAGACUGUCACUUUACUUUUCAGAGUACUGCUAACAUCCCAGUGAUUUUGUUCUGUGGUUCAUGGUUAGCGCUGUCAUUAAAGUGACUAAUCUUGACACUAACCCUGUUUUCAAACUGUGUUCAGAAAGUGUGAAAGACAUGGUAGGAGAGUGUAAGUAAAAACGUCAGCCAGUUGCACUGUGGGGAAACAUAAGAUGCAGCAUUAUUGUAAAUUUAGCCACAGUUAGAGACUGCUGGUAAGGAACAUCUGCCUCUGCUGCAUACCUUUUUAAAAUCUGGAUCUCACGUGUUACAGUUUGAUAGCAGCACAAUAAUAAAGUGUAAUAGCAGCCCUGUUAGCAUCACAAGUAUACAAUCUGGUGAGGCAGUUCCUUUCAUCCUCAAGCAGGGUGCACAUUGCAAAUACGGAGACAUGAAACCAAAGCCCCAAGACAAAGUCAGCCGCACACUUAAUGCAUUUGCUUAUUUUUAAUGAAUUGACAUGACGUUGUAGAAAUCUGUUUCCACAGUUUCUUUUUCAGAAAUUCUUGUCCAAAAGGCCAAAUGUAAUGACCGUGAUGCAGUGUUUAGAAGCAAGAAAAGAGGAAAACUUCCAAGGGGGGUUCAUACUUUUAAUCCAAUGUAUGAUUAUAAUUAUUUAUAGCCAGAAUUUUAAUGUUUUAUUCCUAAUAUUAGUGUCUGAACUACCCCAGCACCACAUAUCCGG